AUGAGAUCUAGUUUAGCUCUGCGUUUAAGAAAUUCCAUAGAUAACACUUAAAUAUAAUAUGAUAAUAAAUACUCAGUUCAUGUGAAUACUUAACAUCAUGUAUUAAGUCCUAGAAAAUCAAUUGAUAAAACUACAGUUCAUUAGAUUUAUAAAGUAACUUAACCAUAACAAAUAAAACAUAAAACAAUAAAACUAAGUAGAGAUGUUUGUGGGUAUAACGUUAAAUACAAUAAUUCAGUUGAUGUAAGUUUAGAAGAAUUGAAAAAAAUAAAAACAUUAGAAAAAAGUUUAUAUUGCAUUUAAGAGAAUCGAAAAAUGGCGGAUAAUAAAAUGAUUACUGAAAAAGUUCUAAAAGAGGUUCUGUAAAUAUAAUAACUAUUCUUCUUAGAAUCCUUUUUCUAUAAGCAAUAACAUAGAUAAAUAACAGAAAAGAUACUCUCUUCCAGUUUUGAAUAAGAAACAAUCACCUUAACAUAAUAGUCCUGAUAAGAUGAAAGUUCCUAUGUUACCAUCAAUUUCUGAAAAUACAUAUCAAAAAUAAUAAAAUAACUUUAGCAUAGAGAAAUGUUUAGAAGACUUAAACAAAAUAAAAAGUGGGGGUUAAAAGGAACAUGCAUAAUCAACAGAGAGAGUUCUAGAUUUGUUAUUAUUAAAUACUUGUGAUUUAAAGAAAAUAUUUAGAAAUUAAAACUAAAAGAACAAAAGGAAAAUAAUUGUUUAAAGUAAAGUGCCAUAGGAUUUUUUCAAUAUCUUAAAAAACUUCUGA
This is a messenger RNA of Paramecium sonneborni, 766 nucleotides long. NCBI's taxonomy places the organism in Eukaryota, Ciliophora, Oligohymenophorea, Peniculida, Parameciidae. The record is from the annotation of a GenBank genome assembly.